Molecule: messenger RNA, 312 nt
Organism: Caenorhabditis briggsae
Lineage: Eukaryota; Metazoa; Nematoda; Chromadorea; Rhabditida; Rhabditidae
Exons: 3
Coding region: 1-312 (103 amino acids)
Source: RefSeq, a predicted model, not a curated record
AUGUCUAUCAACUUGUUCCUUAUCACUCUUAUCAUCGCUUCCUCUUCACUCAUCCAACUCGUUCUCUCACUUCCUCUCAUCGGAAUUCGAGAUGACCUCUCUUCUGAAUUCAUCGGAGUAGGUCUUCGUGAUGACGUGGCGCUUCCGAUUCACAAGCGACGCGUCGAGAAAUCCACAGAGAAUCCCUUCUGCAUCGCUCACCGCCAGACCUACGACGAGUACUGCACCAACUUCUGGGCUGAUCGUCCACAACGUCUUCAGAAUGCGCUGUUCACUUUCUGCCCGGGAUACGAAAACAAGUGUCUUCAUUGA